Molecule: messenger RNA, 1416 nt
Organism: Prunus armeniaca (apricot)
Lineage: Eukaryota; Viridiplantae; Streptophyta; Magnoliopsida; Rosales; Rosaceae
Source: the annotation of a GenBank genome assembly
AUGAUGCAAGUGUCUAUAUUUAUUGGAAAGGGCAAAAUGAUUAACAAACGGCCUUUUGGUGGUGAGGAUUCUUAUGAGGUUGCUUGUAAGCACCCAAGACAAUUGGAACAUUCUAAUGAGGAUAUUUUUCCUUUUAAUGGUGCUCCCCAGAAAUUUCAAAUUUCAGAUGGUGAAGGUGAUGGUGAUGGGAGUUUUAGUAAAUGUCCAGAUGAAGGAAGGUUUGCAAGUGUCUUGGAAACUUCAGUCUCAAAUGAAACCUACAAAGAACUUGAAACUGGUGCUUCUGGAAGCUUUGCCCGGUUUUUGAGGUCCAACAGCAGCAUUAUUGAAGCUAACGUAAGACCUGAGGCAGCAUCUCAUCUAUCAUUAUUCCCAGAAUUUUUCGCACCUGUAAACCAAUGGAGGGCUUUACUUCAUUCUGACAAGAUCUGCUCAUCUCCUGUUGAUUAUCCUCCUCGAAAGCUAGUUUCUAUUGGUGCUCAGCAUCAAGCUCAUGUUCCAGUAUGGGGCUUUGAGGGUUCACACGCUUCAGUUCAUCUAGAGAAAUUGGAUCCUCAACAUGAGCCUUCAUGUCCUUCCAGUCAGGAUCUUGUUCUUGACGUUAACGAGGAGAAGCUGAUGGGUACCUGUGUCAUUUCUAUGCCUGACCUUGAAGCAUCUGCAGCAAACUAUUUCUGUGAAGAUGUGGGAGCUAGAAGCAACUGUAAGUGUGGUGAUGCAGGUUCGGUUAGAUGUGUGAGACAACAUGUCAUGGAAACAAGAGAGAAACUAAAAGAAGACCUUGGAGAGCACCUAUUUGAAGAGUUGGGAUUUUAUGAAAUGGGGGAGGAGGUUGCAGAUAAAUGGACUAAAGAGGAAGAGCAUGCCUUCCAUGAUGUUGUCCUCUCUAACCCUGUAUCAUUGGGUAAGAACUUCUGGCACCACCUCUCCGUGGCUUUUCCUUCCCGAACACAUAAAGACCUUGUCAGCUAUUAUUUUAAUGUUUUCAUGCUCCGUAAACGGAGUGAGCAGAAUAGGUUUGACCCUCUAAACAUUGACAGUGAUGAUGAUGAGUGGCAAAAAAGUGAACUUGGAACCGUAGAGGGUGAUGAGGAUUCUGGGGUGGAAUCUCCUGUCAAUCUAGAUGCUCCUGCCUAUAAUCAGGAAGAACACUUAGAGGGUUGCUAUGAACACAUUGAGGAUGCAUAUGACGUAGAUGGUUGUAGAGAUGGCAACGAUGCGGUUGAUUAUGUUGGAAUGAAGGACAAGGAUGGGGGUGCUAUAGAUGAUGGCUCAGGCGCUCAUGUUGGGAGUUCCCCUGGUGGUUCUGGUGGUACCGAAACUCAGAUUUUGGAUAAGAUUGCUAGCAAUAACAGAGAGGAUUAUGAUAUUCAAGAUGAUUCUUGCACAUCAUAUGAGUAUCAGCGAGACAGUUGA